ACUAUAUAUGCUUGCAGUAUGUAUAUAUAUAAACAUAUAUUAGAAAGGACAGUGUAACUGUGUUCCAUGUUUAAGCGAAAAGAUAUCAAUGCUUAUCUGCUCUUUGUGAGCACUAACUUCGGUGUAUCCAUUCUUCUCCUUUGGCUUAAUCUUGCUUUCUGACCAGAAAUCAGCAAAGUGUGAGCUCAUGGUUCAGCAUAGCCACCCGCGCGACACCCGCCCCAAUAGAGCAUCCCUACAUUAGCCUGCUAUCCUAUAUCAACAGCUGUCACUCCAACAUACGAUAUAGAUUCAACAGGAUCAAUAUAUAUGAGUCUCAAACGCGAUCAUCAGGGGCAAUAUUUCCUGUCUAUAUUGGUCUAAUUGUUUUUUAAGCUGCAAAUGGCGGACCACUCUAAAGCCACGUCUCAAAAAGCACAAUCUGAGUAUACGAUGCCUAUUGCCUCACCCCCGCCAUAUUCUGCUUCAGCAACUACUGGAACCGGAAGUCAAGGGCCCCUCCUUUAUCACAACUGGCAGGAGACUGUGCCCGAUACAGCAACGCUUCCACCGCCACCGAUCGCUGGGUUUUUCUCCUCAAGUACAGGAAAUGCCUGCUGCGACGAUGCAGAGCGUGCCCACGCCUUUUGUGAUAAGCUUCCCCUGAAUAUUCCCCUCAAGCCAUUUGAUUCUCUGUACAGAUCUGCUCAGGAAUAUGAUCUGAACCCUGCAGAGUCACCAAGGUUUGGUGGGAAGCUAUCCGUUGUCAAAAAGGGGCACUGGAAAGGAUCCACAAGAGAUGGGAAUGUCGACUGUCUUCUGACUACAGAUUUGCCCCUCUACUUUUCCCUCAAAGAUUCUCCAUUGCUUAUCAAAACAAGUAAAACUAUUUACUUUGAAGUAAGACUGCUUGGCCUCCGCGUAGGUCCGCAAGGGCAGUCUGCCGAGGCCAGCGGGUUCUCUAUUGGGUUUGUGGCACAACCAUAUCCCAACUGGAGAUGUCCAGGAUGGGAAAGGGGUAGCCUCGGCGUCUUCUCUGAUGAUGGUUGUCGCUUUGUGAAUGACUCUUGGGGUGGGAAGGGGUUCACGAGCAAGUUCAAUGUAGGAGAGACAGUUGGUUUGGGGAUGAAAUUUCACUUCCCCACCAUGGCCACCUCGGUUUCGGUGGGUGCAGACGCGAAGGUUGAUGUCGAUAUCUUUUUUACCCGUGACGGUCAUAAAGUCGGGGGCUGGAACCUUUACGAGGAGUUGGAUGAGGAUUCUGGAGGGGUAGAGGGUCUAGGAGGAGAUUUCGAUCUGUAUGGCGCCCUCGGACUAUUCGGAGGUGUGGACUUCGAGGUUUUAUUUAAUCCUGCAGAUUGGUUAUGGGCUCCUGGAGAGGACACCUAAUCGUCGCCAUUCUGUGCCUUAUAUUGCUCCGGGCAACGCAAGCCAAUGCAUGUAACUCUGUCUUAGUGAACGUUCACGGAAUGUUAGCAAUUUACACCCU
This is a messenger RNA of Aspergillus eucalypticola CBS 122712, 1468 nucleotides long. Its product is annotated as SSH4 family protein. NCBI's taxonomy places the organism in Eukaryota, Fungi, Ascomycota, Eurotiomycetes, Eurotiales, Aspergillaceae. The record is from RefSeq and is a predicted model, not a curated record. The coding region runs from base 382 to 1368 and encodes 328 amino acids. The transcript has a single exon.